CUCGGAGCUUUUAUUUCAAAAACAGACACACUUGUGACUCUGAGGAAGAAACGUCCUUCACUAGGCUACAUCUGAAUAACUUUAGCAGCUGCGUUGUCGACUUUUGUAUUUGUUCACAUUCAGUCUGAUUUUGACUUGAAGUUUAAUAAGGAAGUUUUAAGGUUGUGAUUAAAAGUGUAAUCAUGGUCCUGUCGAGCCUGUGUCAAACAGGCUUCACGGUGCUCCGGCAGAUAGAGCCGGUUGUCGUGCUUGAGCAGCUGGGCAGCACUCUCUUCGAAACCGCCCUGCUGAUGGUGGUCAAGGACCGGAGUGUUAACGCCACCUACCCGGAUGCCCACCUGUCCCGGGAGGACAGCCAGCAGAAAGCCAUAACGGACUUCUACAUGGCCUACAACCUCAUCAUCAGGCUGCUGCCGAUCCUCCCUGCGCUGCUCCUGGCCAGGUUAGGCGACCGCGGCUGGAGGAGAGCUCCCAUCGUGGUGCCUAUGAGCGGGUACCUACUGUCCAGGCUCGCCCUGCUCCUGGUGGUCGUCUUUCGGCUCCCCUUGGAGGUGAUGUUCGGCGCGGCGGUUGUCUUCGGGCUGUCCGGCGGCUUCUGCGCCUACUGGCCAGGCGUGAUGACCCUGGCGUCGCUCGGCUCCACUGCGACUGACCGGUCUAAGGUGAUGAUGAAAGUGGAGCUGCUGUAUGGGGCAGCAGGUCUGGUGGGCAGCCUGGUGUCGGGUCAUCUGUUCCUGCUGUACAGCUUCAGUUUGAAACAUGGGAUCGUCCUGCUCACUGUGAGCGCACUGCUGCACCUGCUCUGCCUCAUACACUCCAUAUUCCUGCUGCAGGUGAAACAAGUACCCAACACAGAGCCAGAGGACAAUUGCCACCUCAUUCCUCCCGCCUACAGUGAAGCCCCUGCGGAGGCUCCUCUUGGGAAAGACAUGGUGAAUGUGGUGCUGCUGUUUGCAGCUGCUAUGUUGUACAACUCUGCAGUGGGUGGAGCCAUAGACAUACUGGGCAGUUUUGUGGUGAAAGAGCCACUCAACUGGAGCGCCACUCAGGUGGGUUAUGGGAACGCAGCAGGCUUCAUGAUUUUUCUCACCAGUUUCGUUGGCGUCAUGGUGUUUCGUCGCUGCGUCAGCGACGUGACGCUCAUCCUGAUCGGCAUGCUGUCGUUCGCCUCAGGAAUUUACUUCAUGUCCUUUGUGACAGCCACCUACAUGUUCUACAUCGCUCGCGUACUCAAUCUGUUUGCUCUCAUCCCGAUGCCCACCAUCAGAUCUCUGCUCUCACAGCAGGUUCCAGCAUCCUCAUGUGGCACCAUUCUCACCUCGCUGCAGUUGGCUCUGAAGUUUGCCGGUCUGGCGUACAUCCCAGCCUUUACUAAGAUCUAUCAGAGAACACUGGACUGGUUCCCAGGCUUCGUCUUCACCCUCUCCAGCGUCAUUACAGUACUGGGAAUGAUACCCAUCAGUAUUGUCGGCUGCAGAUCAGCUCAGAAGCGACAGUACAUGAGGAUUCAGGGUAACUGAGGGCAAAGACUUCACCGCCAGCAGUGAGUUAGUGUUGGUACGAGACAGACGGGAAGCAAGACUUGAAAUGGGCAAAAAGGAGAACGGUGCCUUUAAUCUCACUUCCUAUAAUGGUAAACAUUUAGAGACUGCAGGAGAGGAGUUCUGGCAGGCUUUGGCUGUUGCAGGAGGAACAGACAGCAGGAUGGACAAAAAGUUUAGAAUGAUUGGACUUUUGACAGAGAUACGGGCAAAUAGGGCUGGGCGAUAUGGAGAAAAUCAAAUAUCACGAUAUUUUUGACCAAAUACCUCGAUAUCGAUACCGCAACGAUAUUGUAGUGUUGAC
This is a messenger RNA of Sander lucioperca (pikeperch), 1845 nucleotides long. Its product is annotated as thymic stromal cotransporter homolog. Gene Ontology annotation, cellular component: membrane. The coding region runs from base 183 to 1520 and encodes 445 amino acids. The record is from RefSeq and is a predicted model, not a curated record. Lineage: Eukaryota; Metazoa; Chordata; Actinopteri; Perciformes; Percidae. Gene Ontology annotation, biological process: transmembrane transport. The transcript is spliced from 7 exons. Gene Ontology annotation, molecular function: transmembrane transporter activity.